CGACUUGCGACAGCCACAGAAGAGUCGCACAAUUUCCAGGCUCAUUGGCGACGGCGAAUACCUAAGAGGCAAUUGGUAGACAAGGCCAAGUGUUGGGAACCCCACGCGAGCUGUGGAGAAGGAUGGUCAGGGCCGCCUCUAGUCUCCCGCCUUGCAUGACGUGAGCGCAGCGCAGGCAGUGUGAAUGCGGCCACCGGCGCCAGACAGGAUACCGAGCACGUGAAUAACCUCAAAUAUCCGCAUUGGAGAUUACCAAGGUGCCAAUUGCGCCCUUCGGCGGCCCGUCUGGUGGCUGGUGCAGGGGCGCGAUCGGAGGUGACUGUUGGUGACUGUGUCUCGAGGUCCGAUAUCUACAGGGCGCGGUCAGCUUCGGUCUUGUAGUACAAAAUAAUUGUCGACCUCGAAUCCACCACCUGCACCAACUCUCCUUCCCGCCCCACUCUCUCCGCUUGCACUGCAUACCUCACAAUGCUUCAGCAGCGGUCUUCACGAUUGCUCUCGUCCUUGGCCCGUGGCGCCUUCCGUUCGCCUGUAGCACCGCUCAGCGCGUCGCUGCGAUGUCGGACCCAGCGGCCAUACAGCAUUCAUGCUGAUGUCUCUGUUGGCGAGAAGAUACAGGACAUCGACCCUACCAAGCUCUCCAUCACCAAGACGACCACACCAAAAGACCUCCUGCCGCAUGAGGAACUUGUCUUUGGUCGCAACUUCUCUGAUCAUAUGCUCUCCCUUGAAUGGACAGCAACACAAGGAUGGCUACCGGCACGCAUCACACCCUACCAGAACCUCAGUCUCGACCCUGCGACAUGCGUCUUCCACUAUGCAUUCGAGUGCUUCGAGGGCAUGAAGGCCUACAAGGACAAGAGCGGCAACAUUAGGUUGUUCAGGCCGGACAAGAACAUGGCUAGGUUGAACAAGUCAUCGGCACGAAUUGCAUUGCCUACAUUCGACCCUGAUGCUCUGAUCGAGCUCAUUGGCAAGUUCGUCAAAGAGGACGAGCGCUUUGUUCCCGAUGCACGAGGCUACUCUCUCUACCUUCGCCCAACCAUGAUCGGUACACAGCGUACUCUGGGCGUAGGUCCUCCCGCUUCUGCACUACUCUACGUAAUCGCUUCGCCUGUCGGCCCGUACUACCCUACCGGUUUCAAGGCCAUCUCGCUCGAGGCUACAGACUACGCUGUGCGUGCAUGGCCUGGAGGUGUUGGAGACAAGAAACUCGGUGCCAACUACGCGCCUUGCAUUGUCCCGCAGAUGCAGGCUGCGAGCCGUGGUUUCCAUCAGAACCUGUGGUUGUUUGGCGAAGAAGAGUACAUUACAGAGGUGGGCACGAUGAACUUGUUCGCAGCUAUCAAGAACAAGGAGACGGGAAAGCCAGAGUUGCUCACUGCACCUCUUGACGGAACGAUUCUUGAGGGAGUGACGCGAGAUUCGAUCCUCGAACUUGCGCGCGAGCGAUUGGUGCCAAAGGGUUGGACCGUAACGGAGCGCAAGUUCACCAUGAAGGAGGUGGCCGACGCUGCCAACGAGGGACGCAUGAUGGAGAUCUUUGGUGCAGGUACCGCUGCCAUUGUCGCACCGGUGCGAAAGAUUAGCUGGAAGGGACAGCUUGUCGACUGCGGACUUGAAGACCACGUCGAAGCCGGCCCUGUGGCACAACAGAUGAAGGAUUGGAUGGAGGCCAUUCAGUACGGCGACGAGGACCAUCCAUGGAGUUACAAGGUGAUAUGAAAAGCACAUGGUCGACAUGGUUGCAAGACGCUCUGUAGACGAGGUAGAUAGGCUCAGCAAGCGGGGAAUGUAUAUAGAUAUUGAGACGUGACGUUGGUCGGGAAAUGACUUGGCAAUGGUGAUGCUGCGGCAGUGACUCUGCAAUGGUGGGGUAGAGGAUCAAUGCAGCGCGUGCCUGACUA
Messenger RNA from Alternaria alternata, 1907 nucleotides. RefSeq names its product branched-chain amino acid aminotransferase II. Bases 469 to 1725 code for a protein of 418 amino acids. The transcript has 4 exons. The record is from RefSeq and is a predicted model, not a curated record. Gene Ontology annotation, biological process: L-leucine biosynthetic process; L-valine biosynthetic process. Gene Ontology annotation, cellular component: mitochondrion. Gene Ontology annotation, molecular function: branched-chain-amino-acid:2-oxoglutarate transaminase activity. Lineage: Eukaryota; Fungi; Ascomycota; Dothideomycetes; Pleosporales; Pleosporaceae.